This is a messenger RNA of Myotis daubentonii (Daubenton's bat), 1302 nucleotides long. Its product is annotated as heat shock cognate 71 kDa protein-like. The record is from RefSeq and is a predicted model, not a curated record. Bases 458 to 754 code for a protein of 98 amino acids. NCBI's taxonomy places the organism in Eukaryota, Metazoa, Chordata, Mammalia, Chiroptera, Vespertilionidae. The transcript has a single exon.
AGACAAUAAUGUGCUGAAAGCUGGGGUGGGGUGGUGGCUGGGUGGAGGGGAGCAAAGAGAGGUAAAAUAGUUGACAUCUGUAAUACUAUCAACAAUUUUUAAAAAAAGAAGACAUUGAAUCAAUAAUUAAUAGCCUUCCUAAACAAGAACUACCAGUCUCAUAAAUUGGCUCUGAAACAGACACAGACCUUCACUAUUUACUCUGACCAGCAGCCAGGUGUGCUCAUCCAGGUUUAUGAUGACGAGUGCACCAUAACCAAGGAUAAUGAUCUACUUAGCAAGUUUGAACUCAUAAACCUAUCACCUGUACUCUGAUGUUCCUCAGAUUGAAGUCACUUUUGAUAUUAACACCAAUGGCACCUUCAAAGUCUUUGCUGGGGAUAAAAACACAGGAAAAGAGUAUACGGUUAUCAUCACUAACCACAAGAACCAUUUGAGCAACAAAGACAGCGAACAUAUGGUCCAAGAAGCUGAGAAGUACAAAGCUGAAGAGGAGAAGAAGUGGGACAAGGCAUCUUCCAAAAAUUCACUUAAAUUGUUGGCAAUCAACAUAAAAGCAAAUGCUGAAGAUAAGAAACUUCAUGUUAAGCUCAGUGAUGAGGAUAAACAGAUGAUUCUUGACAAAUGUAAUGAAAUCAUCACCUGGUUUCAUAGGAAUCAGACUGCAGAGAAGGAAGAAUUUGAUCAUCAGCAGAAAGAGCUGGAGAAAGUCCGCAGCCCUAUGUUUCCCAAGCUGCCCCAGAGCAGGAGGUAAGCCAGCAGGAAAGCCUGGGGCUUCCCUAGUGAUGGAGCUCCUCCACCUGGUGGUUCCUUCUCCUGGACCCACCAAUGAAGAGGUGGGUCACGCCAGACUGAUCCACCUCUUAGUUUUUGUUCCAUACAAAACAUUGAAAGACCCAAAUUUGCACCAAAUUCCAUGGCAGUUUUAAGGAUGAGCUACCAUAGUAAGUAACUGGCAAUCUCUAUACUUGCAUAUAGAAUAUGUGUACAGGGGCAGGAAAUAACCUUGCACUUUCUAGGCACCGCAGUUUAAGGAUAAAACACAAUGUAUUAAAUCAAACUGAAUUUGAAAUUAUCACAAAAAAUACACACAAUAAAACUCCAUCUCAUUAUAAACCACAAACAUUUACUGCAUUGAGAUAUAGUUUAGUUCUAAGGAUAUAGGACAAAACUAUUGAGGUAUGUUUCCCUGGGCCUGAAUAGUGUUAAUCAUGAGAGUGGAUACUUGAGGGGACACUUUGUACUGAGAACAGAUUACCAAGUGGCAGUGCUGUCUUCAUUUUCAUUAAUAAAUGCAUUUUG